Botrytis fragariae is the source of this 4911-nucleotide messenger RNA. Its product is annotated as putative cytoskeleton assembly control protein sla1 protein. The transcript is spliced from 11 exons. Gene Ontology annotation, molecular function: transmembrane transporter activity; protein-macromolecule adaptor activity; identical protein binding. Gene Ontology annotation, cellular component: membrane. The record is from RefSeq and is a predicted model, not a curated record. The coding region runs from base 1 to 4911 and encodes 1636 amino acids. NCBI's taxonomy places the organism in Eukaryota, Fungi, Ascomycota, Leotiomycetes, Helotiales, Sclerotiniaceae. Gene Ontology annotation, biological process: transmembrane transport.
AUGGGCUCCCCCGAUUUCGCAGCAGCUUCUUCGCCUCACCAUUCUUCUCAUUAUGAUGAUGGGAAAACAGCAUAUGCUGCCCCCAUUACAUAUCAAAAUGAAGAUCUUGACAUCGAUGAAGCGUCCAGGAAGAAUUUGGAAAGGAGGUUGGUGAGGAAGGUGGACUGGAGGUUAUGUACGAUCGCUGGAAUAUUGUGUAGCUUGAAUCUGAUGGAUUCGGGAAUCAUUAGUUCGGCCAGUGUCGCAGAUGAUUUCUUUGCGGAUUUAGGUUUGGGAGUUGGGAAUAGAUAUUCUGUAUCAAUCUUAGUGUACACAGUGGCAAGUGUAGCAUUUCAGUUGCCAGCUACACUGUGUGUGAGGAUGUGUGGACCAAGAUUCGUAUUCUCAUUGAUUACGAUUGGCUUUGGCAUUAUAACAUUGUGUACGGCUUUCAUCAAUACCUGGCAACAGAUGGUAGCCCUUCGUCUACUCCUGGGAAUUGCUCAAUCUGCUAUCUUUCCAGGACUGAGCUACCUUAUUUCAACUUGGUAUACCAGAAAAGAACAACAACUUCGUUUCGCUUUUUUGCAGACGGGCGAAGUUAUUGUUGUUGGUCUGGGAAUUUUCCUUAACUAUGGUGUGAACCAUUUGAAUGGUAAAGGGAGCUUGGCCGGUUGGAGGUGGAUGUUUCUAGUGCAAGGUUUGCUUGCUAUAGUUGUGGGAUGCGUAACCUAUUUCUGGAUGGUGGAUUUCCCAGAAAAUGCUCAUAAAAGUUUUCGUUUCUUGACGGCCGAAGAGCAAAAUCUGGCACUGACAAGAAUUUCUGAUGAUAGAGGCGACGUGAAGGCCGAGGAGUUCUCGUUCGGAGAAUGUAUUGUCCAUUUUCUAGACCCAAAGAUCUACGGUUUCUGUGCUUUGCUUUUUUGCUUGAACUUGGUAUCGACAAGCAUGUCUUACUUUUUACCCAUCAUUCUGAAAACUGGAAUGGGAUUUUCCGAGGACAGUUCCAUCAUGUUAUCAGCACCACCGUAUUUCUAUGCUGUGAUUCCCGUCAUUAUCUCCUCGAUAGUUGGUGAUCGUUAUCAACUUCGAGGCUUAGUCAUAAUUUUCAAUUCCAUCUGUACCAUUGUGGGGUUCUGCAUGUUGGGAUUCGCUAGUCAAGACACAGUUCGAUAUAUUGGAACGUAUUUGGCGACAGGAGGUUAUGUGUCAAACUGGGCAGCAAUGAAUGCAUACCAAUCAUCCAAUAUUGUCGGACAGUGGAAAAGAGCAACCUUUGCGGCUGCCGGAACUGCCUGUAAUGGGUUAGGAGGAAUUGCCGGGGCAUUCAUUAUCAAGUAUAAUGAGGCGCCUCGAUAUCUGACAGCAAUUUGGCUGGUGGAUGCAGCUCAACCACGUCUUUGUAUCUCGAUGUCUGGUGAACUGACCACUUCGCAGGACGAUAACAACUUCGAAACCGAGCAGGAGGAGUAUUCCCCUCAUAGCAACCUCACAGACGAAUUAUACAAGAUGGGUUUCCUGGGUGUUUAUACCGCAGUAUAUGAUUACGUUCCGGCAGGCGAGGGAGAACUUACUAUCAACGAAGGUGAUAUCCUCUACGUGCUAGAGAAGAGCACAGAAGACGACUGGUGGAAAGCAAAAAAGAAGGCCUCUGCAGACGAUGAGGAUGAACCCGUGGGAUUAAUCCCAAAUAACUACAUCCAGGAGGCAGUACCAUCUAGCAAAGCUAGAGCUCUCUACGACUACACAAGACAGACAGACGAGGAGCUAUCAUUCACGGAAGAUGCACAACUCGAGGUUUUCGACACAUCAGAUCCGGACUGGAUCUUGGUCGGCUUUGAGGGAGAGUAUGGUUUUGUACCUGCAAAUUAUAUCGAAUUAUCUGAGAACCUAGAAGAGCCCAAAGAAGCACCUGCUCCAAGUCUUCCAAGCCGACCAAGACCACCACCACCAGUUGCAGUAGAAGAAGAAGCACCGGAGGCGCCCGAGUCUCCUCUAUCACCUCAGUCCCCCGAAUCCCCAGUAGUUGCGACCCCGGCCACUGCAAUUGCAGGUAUAUUAAAUCAGCAACAACAGAGGAAAUCGUCCGCUCCAGUAGCUCGAGCCCCACCAGAAUUCACCCCCGAAGCCUCCGAUGAAGAACCACCCACACCUACAUUACCUGCGAGACCAGUAUCGCAAGUAUCUGUACCGCAGCCUAGUCGAGAACGGGAUCGAGAGUCUACCCGGCAUUACUCCCCAAGGCUUCCUGCAUCUCCCACUGGUGUUGCCGCAUCCCCUCCUUAUAAUAGAGUAUCUUUCGCUACAAUGGGCGUAGACGCCCCAGAUGAGCCUAGAGCGAGUCGUGCACCAGGUGGGUUUCACAUGUAUAACAUCAGCGAGAUGGUGCAUGUAAUGGGUAAAAAGAAGAAAAUGCCUACAACUCUAGGUAUCAAUAUCGCUACAGGUACAAUUUUGAUCGCCCCGGAGCAAGCCCGAGAUGGACCAGAACAAACUUGGACAGCGGAGAAAAUGACGCAUUAUUCAUUGGAAGGCAAGCAUGUUUUCAUGGAACUAGUACGCCCUACCAAGAGUAUUGAUUUCCACGCCGGGGCUAAAGACACCGCGACGGAAAUUGUGAGUGCAUUGGGAGAACUUGCGGGCGCUGUUCGAGCAGAAGGAUUAAGAGAGGUUAUUGCAGCAGGAUCUGGAUCUGGCCAGAAGAGAGGACAAGUUCUCUACGAUUUUGUGGCACAGGGAGAGGAUGAAGUAGAUGUGAAUGUUGGGGAUGAAGUCGUUAUAAUUGACGAUGUCAAAAGUGAGGAAUGGUGGAUGGUACGGCGGGUCAAGAAUGCGAAAGAAGGAGUUGUUCCAAGUAGUUACAUCGAAGUUGUUGGUACAGUGCAGCCACAAAGUUCGGCUGGAAUAAACGCGGGGCGAUCAACCGUUGAACAAAAUCGACUUGAGGAAGCGCGAUUAGCAAGGGAGGCUCUGAAGACAGCGAAGAGAGACGAGGUUGAGGUAGGCCCUGGAAUGCGACUACCCGAACGAGGUAGCAGUCUUUAUGCUCGUGACAAUGGUAACCAAUCUGGGCAACAGAAGAGACGAGAAAAUGGCCGAGAAAGUAGCUCUUCGAAAUCUUCGAAAUCCAAACCUGAUCCUGCCAAAGUAAGAACCUGGACGGACCGCUCGAAGUCCUUCAGUGUUGAGGCACAAUUUCUAGCGCUGAAAGACGGUAAGAUAAAUCUUCACAAAAUGAACGGCGUGAAAAUUGCUGUCCCAGUUGUCAAAAUGUCAGUUGAAGAUCUGGAAUAUGUUGAACGAAUGACCGGUAUUUCCUUGGAUGAAGAUAAGCCGUUAUCAGACAUUAAAAAGCAGCAAAAGUCACGAGCAGCCGAAAGACAGCCAAGCAAUGGUGCAAGUGUCGGCGCAAGCAUUGAACGUCCAGAGUAUGACUGGUUCCAAUUCUUCCUCUCCUGCGACGUUGCUGUGGGUCUUUGUGAGAGAUAUGCACAGGCAUUCAAGCGAGAUUCUAUGGAUGAGAGUGUUUUGCCUGAUAUUGAUGCCACUGUACUUCGGAACCUUGGAAUUCGCGAGGGGGAUAUCAUCAAGAUAAUAAGAUUCAUAGACAAGAAAUACAUGCGGAAAGAUGGGAAGCGAAACGUCAGCCUUGGUGACGAUGAGGGUGAAGCUGGUCUCUUUUCUGGACCCGGUGGUACAUUGAAAAAUAAUACUCGAAAAGGUCGCCCCGCUCCUGCUGUACAAACUAAUGAUGUGGUGGAUGCACAUGCUUUUUCGCAGAACGGUUCCGACAAGUCAUCCCCUCAAGGUGUUGCCACACCCCUCGCAACUGCUCCAACUCCAGCAGGAAAGGACGUCAAGCGAGGAGGGUUCGAUGAUGAUGCAUGGGAUGUUAAGCCAUCUAAACAAGAAGCCACAAGCAGUGCACCCGUCGAGUCUACACCGGCUCCCGCUCCACAGCAGCCAGCUAUCACUGGCUCGAUGCAAGAACUUUCCCUGUUGUCCACUCCUCUCGAACCAGUAAAAGCACAGCCGACUGCUCAAGCAACACCGCAACCCCAAGGCCCACCUGCCGUCACUCCUUCAAUAUUUGCUGGAAUUGGAAAUCAACAAACUGGGCUCCCUCAACAGCAACCUGCUCCUUCUGGGCCUUUGUUCCCAGCAAACUUAGCGCGUCAACGUCCUGGACCCCCUCAAAUGGGUGCAAACACGACUCUAAUACCACCACUUCCUCCUUCGCGACCUUUAUCAGCUCCUCAAGCUGCGACCGCUUACGCCCCACCUCCACUUCAAGCUCAAGCUACUGGGUAUGGAGCCUUCCAACCUCAAAUUGCUCCUCCUGGACAAAGUCUGCAUGACCUCAAUCAACAACGUAUGCAACAGCAGCAACAGCAACAGCAAAUGCAACAACAACAACAGUUUAUGCAACAGCAAACUGGCAUGAUGCAACAGCCUACCGGAUUUAAUCAAUUCAAUCCUGGCGCACCCAACAACUUUCAACAAUUUCCCAUGCAAACGGGCGCUCCUCAGCAAUUCAUACCGAAUCAAACAGGUACACCAUUUUCAAACCCUCCAGUCCAGCCAUUCCAGCCACAACCACUUCAACCUCAAGUUACAGGCUUCCAGAGUGCAUUCCCUACUGGACAACAAUUCCCUCAACCUACCGGUGUAAACUCAUUCUUGCCUCCUGCCAUGCAGCCUCAGCAAACAGGCAUGAUGAAUGGAACAACCAGUUUUGGUGGCCAGAAUUUCCCUGCGCCACCAGCUCCACCUGCGCCACAGCAACAUCCAUCCCCCUUAAUCCCUCAAGCGACUGGGCCAGCACCACCAGUUCGUUUCGGACUUAAUGGCACUAAUAACAUCGCGCCACAACCCACUGGCAGACGCGCGAACCUCUCACAAGCCACUCCUCAAAAUCCAUUUGGAUUCUGA